Dissoconium aciculare CBS 342.82 is the source of this 760-nucleotide messenger RNA. RefSeq lists its product as uncharacterized. Lineage: Eukaryota; Fungi; Ascomycota; Dothideomycetes; Mycosphaerellales; Dissoconiaceae. Gene Ontology annotation, molecular function: protein binding. The record is from RefSeq and is a predicted model, not a curated record. Bases 31 to 384 code for a protein of 117 amino acids. The transcript has a single exon.
GAGAUGCCUGCGAUCACGAGGAUGAUCACGAUGUCGAUUGCAUCGCUCAACACAAUCAACAAUCUCGGCGCUCUGUACUCCAACAAAGGCAAGAUGGCGGAGGCGGGAGAGAUGUUACUACGGGCGCUGCGUGGCAAGGAGAAGGCACGGGGCCUGGAGCACACGCCGACGCUGAAUACAAUCAACAAUCUUGGCAAUCUGUACAAGGCCCAAGGCAAGAUGGCGGAGGCGGAGAAGAUGUACUUGCGGGCGCUGCGCGGGUACGAGAAGCUGUCAUGGGUCCCGCCGGGCCGUACAGAAUCCGUGAACAGUCCCUAUCAUCGUUGCGCCAACGAUCAAACCGCCCUUACAACGAGCAAGCAAGCGGGAGCAUCUCACACGUAGACAACCACUGUGCGAUACCGUCGAAGAUGUCUGCGAAUAGAGGGGGUUAGAGUGAAUCCUGGAGCAUUCAGUAACGUCCCUCCCCGCGUUGCGAGCCACCCUGUGUAACGAGCCAGCUUUGGAGAUUUUCAUCAAUAACAUUCGGCAAUACAGACAUAUAUCUGCUUAAUCAUAUCUGAGUUAUAGAGCACAGCAACAGCAUUUCAACAACCAUUCCGCGUUGAAAUUGGGUUUGUCUUGCGAGCACCGUGGUGGACUCCGUUCACGUACAGAAUCCGCGCUCCUAUGUUAAUCGCCAUGUCUGGAUGCAAAUGCGACCAAUACGCAAAUUUUCCGAUCUCUACAGAUUGCCCAGAGUGCACUCUUUCAACGGCCU